This is a messenger RNA of Pecten maximus, 1611 nucleotides long. Its product is annotated as DNA-directed RNA polymerase II subunit 1-like. NCBI's taxonomy places the organism in Eukaryota, Metazoa, Mollusca, Bivalvia, Pectinida, Pectinidae. The coding region runs from base 1 to 1611 and encodes 536 amino acids. Gene Ontology annotation, biological process: regulation of RNA splicing. Gene Ontology annotation, cellular component: cytoplasm; nucleus. The transcript has a single exon. The record is from RefSeq and is a predicted model, not a curated record.
AUGACCAUACCGGGACACGACAUGAGCAUACCGGGAUACGAAAUGACCAUACCGGGAUACGACAUGACCAUACCGAGAUACGACAUGACCAAACCGGGAUACGACAUGACCAUACCGGGAUACGACAUGACCAUACCGGGAUACGACAUGACCAUACCGGGAUACGACAUGACCAUACCGGGAUACGACAUGACCAUUACGGGAUACGACAUGACCAUAUCGGGAUACAACAUGACCAUUACGGGAUACGACAUGACCAUACCGGGAUACGACAUACCCAUACCGAGAUACGACAUGACCAUACCGGGAUACGACAUGACCAUUACAGGAUACGACAUGACCAUACCGGGAAACGACAUACCCAUACCGGGAUACGACAUGACCAUACCGGGAUACGACAUGACCAUACCGGGAUACGACAUGACCAUUACGGGAUACGACAUGACCAUACCGGGAUAUGACAUGACCCUACCGGGAUACGACAUGACCAUACCGGGAUACGACAUGACCAUACCGGGAUACGACAUGACCAUACCGGGACACGACAUAGCCAUACCGGGAUACGACAUGACCAUAACGAGGUACGACAUGACCAUACCGGGAUACGACAUGACCAUAAUGAGGUACGACAUGACCAUACCGGGACACGACAUGACCAUACCGGGAUACGACAUGACCAUACCGGGACACGACAUGGCCAUACCGGGAUAUGACAUGACCAUACCGGGAUACGACAUGUCCAUACCGGGAUACGACAUGACCAUACCGGGAUACGACAUGACCAUACCGGGACACGACAUGACCAUACAGGGGCACGACAUGACUAUACCGGGAUACGACAUUACCAUACCGGGAUACGACAUGACCAUUACGGGAUACGACAUGACCAUACCGGGAUAUGACAUGACCAUACCGGGAUACGACAUGACCAUACCGGGAUACGAUAUGACCAUACCGGGAUACGACAUGACCAUACCGGGAUACGACAUGACCAUACCGGGAUACGGCAUGACCAUACCGAGAUACGACAUGACCAUACCGGGAUACGACAUGACCAUGACCAUACCGGGAUACGACAUGACCAUACCGGGAUACGAUAUGACCAUACCGGGAUACGACAUGACCAUACUGGGAUACGGCAUGACCAUACCGAGAUACGAUAUGACCAUACCGGGAUACGACAUGACCAUUACGGGAUACGACAUGACCAUACCGGGAUAUGACAUGACCAUACCGGGAUACGACAUGACCAUACCGGGAUACGAUAUGACCAUACCGGGAUACGACAUGACCAUACCGGGAUACGACAUGACCAUACCGGGAUACGGCAUGACCAUACCGAGAUACGACAUGACCAUACCGGGAUACGACAUGACCAUGACCAUACCGGGAUACGACAUGACCAUACCGGGAUACGAUAUGACCAUACCGGGAUACGACAUGACCAUACUGGGAUACGGCAUGACCAUACCGAGAUACGAUAUGACCAUACCGGGAUACGACAUGACCAUGACCAUACCGGGAUAUGACAUGACCAUAUCGGGAUACGAUAUGACCAUACCGGGAUACGACAUGACCAUACCGGGAAACAACAUUGCCAUACUAUACUAG